AUGAAAAAUGGGAAGAUUACUCAAUGUGGAAAGUAUGCUGAUCUGCUUAAUAAUGGAACUGAUUUUAUGGAACUUGUUGAUUUUCCUAUUUCUCAUAGUGGAGUAAAAGAAGAGGAAAAGAAAGAUGAGCAAAAUGAUAAAAUUGGUAACAAAGGUGAUGAGGCAAAAGGCCAACUUGUUCAAGCAGAAGAAAGAGAGAGUGGUAGAGUUGAAUUUUCAGUGUAUUGGCAAUAUAUCACUAUGGUAUAUGGAGGUGCUCUUGUUCCUUUCAUUCUGUUGGCUCAUACUCUCUUCCAAGUUCUCCAAAUUGGAAGUAACUAUUGGAUGGCUUGGGCAACACCAAUCUCACAAGAUGUUGAGCCACCUGUUUCUGGAACAACUCUUAUAGCAGGCUAUAUUGCUUUGGCUGUAGGGAGUUCCUUCUGCAUUCUUGCAAGGACAACACUAGUUGCUAUUUCAGGGGCCACAACAGGAGACUCUACUGGUCUGGAACUCAACUCAGACUUUUCGUUACUUGUAGAUGCACAAACCGGGCUAUCGGAACCACGAUAA
Arachis ipaensis is the source of this 552-nucleotide messenger RNA. Lineage: Eukaryota; Viridiplantae; Streptophyta; Magnoliopsida; Fabales; Fabaceae. The record is from RefSeq and is a predicted model, not a curated record.